AUGGGUGAUGAAAAGGAAUACUAUGGGUACAUUUCGGGGUAUGAUCCGGGAGGAUCCUGCGAGAAAGUUGAGUUUAAUAACAUGGCAUUUGAUAGGGAAAAUGAUGAAAUAAAGAGCUUACAAGAUAUCAACAAGCACUUCCCAGUGACAGACAGUUUGUACUAUGAUGAUCAUUUAGAAGGAAAUAUUAUAUAUAAUAAUGGGUUUCCAUCGUAUCGCAUGGUUAAUACUAAUUCGAGUAAUAACGUGAACAAUUUUCCCAAAAUUUUACAAAAUGAAGGAAUAAAUAGCAACAUAGCUGAUAAUAGAAUUAUAGUAAAUACAGAUUCUUCAGGAUCAACUAGUAGUAAGAAUAGUGAAAAUUACGUUGAUCGACCAGUGAAUGAUAUGAAUGGGAUAGCGGAAGCAAUAAAGGAAUUGGCCUCUAGACUACCAAUGCCUCCAUCACCUGACCUUUUAAAAUCAGUCCACCCUGAGCUUGCUGUUAAACUGCAGUUAACAUACCUCAAGGCCUACAUACAGAACCAACAACUCCUAAUGGAUCUGACCCAUUCCAAGACUCAGAACAUUCAUAGUAGUAAUAUAAAUAGUGGUAACGGUUUGGAUAUACCUAGCUUUGGUAAUAAUUUGGGAACUAAUUCUCAGUAUUCUUAUCCAAUUGUCGAAAUUAAAUCUUCGUAUCCUCAACUCACUAAUACAUUUACAAAUAACUUUUAUAACCAGGCCAGAGAUACAGCUGAUUUGUCAGCUAUCCCACCAGAGCAAUCAGGAAUGAUACAGCUUAACAGUUCUUUAAUGAGUAAACAAGCAGGGAAUGAUAAUUCAAUUCUAAACGACAGUGUAGAAGAGUUUGGACAAACCAAUGGAUAUUUACAGCUUGCAAAUUAUCCUCAAUUUGCCAACUAUCCAAAUUUCUACUCUCAACCAACUAACCAACUCAGCACUCAGUUGGCAACUUAUCCUCAAUUAACUAAUUAUCCACAACUUACAAAUUACCCUCAGUUGGCAAAUUAUCCACAGUGGACCAAUUACCCUCAGUUAACUAAUUAUCCUCACAUAACUGAGGGUGGCUCUUACGAUUACUCCAACAGAUCUUUGGAUAAGGUUGGAGAGUUUGGGUAUGAUGGAUUUAAGAACGAAAAUCCAGUGGAUCUGGUCCCAACUGAGUACCGGGACAGGGUGAAGUACAAUUCCGCCAAAAAAUCUUUCGUUUCGGUGUACUUGAACUCUCUUGGCCUGAGAAAAAGGAAGUCCUUUUCAAUCAAUAAAUUUGGGAUUAAAAACGCUCUCAAGUUGGCCAUUAACUUUGCCAACUCCCUAACGACUGUUGACAAGGCCUGCGCUAAUGGUUUAGGCCAAGAUAAGGUUAGUGGGAGUAAUCGUGAUGACGAGUUGGAUGACGGCGUGAAAUUGGCUAUAAGAGAGCGAAACCUGAUUGAAGACGUUUGUGAGCAGGUGUUGAAGAGGAGUUCGGGGAGUGUGGAGAGUUUUGAAGGAUUUGAACGUGCUCUUGGAAUGGCUCGGAUCCGUGGGCUAGUAUAUAGCCUCGGAGCCAAUGUUUGGAUGUGUAUUUUCUAUAAGAAACGGAAACGUAAGCUACAGUUCUUUGGGGUUGAUGAAUUUGGUUUUGAGAAGGCCUUCCAAAUGGCCCAAAACUUUUUCAAUACUAAUCCUCAACUAGUGCGUUCCAAGCUUUCAGGAGCUAUUUCCUAUUGGUUAGAAUCUAAUCCAUCCAAAACUCUCAAUGUCAUUUUCAAAACCAAGCCUAAUAGUUGUAACCCCAAUACUACAGAUAUUUCAAAUUCUGUGGAAAAUGGACUGAGUAGUAAUUGGGAUGAUAGGGAAGUGUUAUAUGUAGGAAGGUUUGAAAUUGAAGUUUAUGGCGGCUUUCUACAGGCAAAGAGAGCUUCACAGACUUGGUGUAAUCAGGUUAAAAAAUUUCAUUCGUCGGGACCAUCAAACACCCAAGUUGUAAAUACAGGCAAUAAUCAGUGUGAUAGUAUAAACAGGCUGGGUUACGUGUAUUAUAGCGAUAACGAUAAGAAGUGGGUGGUGGUGAGCAAAAGCGGGAAGGAAGACUUCUCAGUUGAGACCUUGGGGCAUUCAGAGGCCAAAAAACAGGCCAUUGCACUUAGACACAAAAAUAUUUCUAACUAA
This is a messenger RNA of Theileria annulata, 2157 nucleotides long. RefSeq lists its product as uncharacterized. Gene Ontology annotation, molecular function: DNA-binding transcription factor activity. The record is from RefSeq and is a predicted model, not a curated record. Gene Ontology annotation, biological process: regulation of DNA-templated transcription. Bases 1 to 2157 code for a protein of 718 amino acids. Lineage: Eukaryota; Apicomplexa; Aconoidasida; Piroplasmida; Theileriidae. The transcript has 2 exons.